AUGGCUGCAGCUUUGCUCACUAAGCUCCACUUGAUAGUUUCUCUCUUAUUCAUCUCACUUCUCGUGUUUGCGGCACUUGGACACAAGUCACAGAACCUGUUAAGCUGCGAGACCACAUCUCCUGAUGCUUCUGGCUACCACUGCACUUCUGCUGGAACCAAUGGAUCAUCACUACAGAAUCAGUGCAGGACGUUUGUGAUUCUCCGGACUAACUCAUACUACUCGUCUCUUUUCAAUCUGAGUGCUUACUUAGGCAUCAACCGGUUCGUGAUUGCAGAAGCAAACGGAUUUUCAGCAGACACAGAGUUUCUUCCAAAAGAUGAGCCUUUGUUGAUACCAAUCGACUGUAAAUGCAGCAGCAAUGGAGGGUUGUUUCAUGCAGAAUUGACAAAAACUACCAUUAAGGGGGAGAGCUUUUAUGGCGUUGCUGAAGCACUUGAAGGCUUGACAACCUGCAAAGCCAUCCGAGAGAAGAACCAGGGUGUCUCGCCUUGGGGUCUUGCUGAUAAGCUUCAGUUACUCAUCCCCUUAAGAUGUGCUUGUCCUUCUUCAUCUUCACAUUCAAGACUCUUGCUGUCUUAUCCCGUGAGUGAAGGUGAUUCUAUUUCUGAUUUGGCAAUUAAGUUCAAUACUACCAAAGAAGCUAUCAUAUCUGAAAAUAACAGAUCACUAGGAGGAACCUUUAGACCUGAAAGCAGCUUAACACCUUUUACAUCUCUUCUGAUUCCACUCAAUGGCAAACCUAUACUUGGCCCCCUAAAGAAACCCCGUGAGCCCAAUUUGCAUUUUCCAGCAACUAGCAUCCCAGCAAUUAGUCCGCACAAGAAAAAAGCAAAAAUGCACAAUAUUGGAUUGUAUGUUGCACUUAGUGGGGUCAUUAUUGGAGCUAGCGUUGCAAUUGCAGCAGCUUUCUUGUUAAUUCAGUUGAAGAAAAAGAAACAGAGUUCGCCAAAAGGAGGUGAUGUGGAACUGCAACAGCUUAGUUUAAGUGUGAGAACCACAAGUGACAAGAAAGUCUCAUUUGAGGGAUCUCAGGAUACUUUAGACGGUCAGAUCAUCGAUACCACCAUGCCCCACAAGGUGCUGGUGGAGACAUUUAGCAUUGAGGAGCUGAGAAGAGCAACCGAGGACUUCAGUUCGAGCAGCCACAUUGAGGGAUCUGUAUAUCACGGCCGUCUCAGUGGGAAGAACUUGGCAAUAAAGCGCACACAACUAGAUACCAUCUCAAGGAUUGAGUUUGGGCUAUUUCAUGAUGCAAUUCACCAUCAUCCCAACAUAAUGAGGUUGUUGGGCACUUGUUUGACUGAGGGUCAAGAAUCAUUUCUGGUUUUCGAGUAUGCUAAGAACGGAUCAUUGAAGGACUGGCUUCAUGGUGGAUUGGCAAUCAAAAACCAGUUCAUUGCCUCCUGCUAUUGUUUCUUGACAUGGAGCCAAAGGCUGAGGAUAUGUCUUGAUGUGGCCAUGGCCUUACAGUAUAUGCACCACAUAAUGAACCCAAGUUAUGUCCAUAGAAAUGUGAAGAGCAGAAACAUCUUUUUAGAUGAAGAGUUCAAUGCCAAGAUUGGAAACUUUGGUAUGGCAAAGUGUGCUGAAAAUGACACUGAUGACCACCAAGUUUGUUCAACCAGCCCUGCUGCCUCUUGGAGUCUUGGCUAUAUGGCUCCUGAAUAUAUUCACCAGGGUGUAAUUUCUCCAAGCAUUGAUAUAUUUGCAUAUGGGGUGGUGUUGUUGGAAGUCUUGUGUGGGCAAACACCGAUAAGCAGGCCAAGUGAGAAGGGAGAAGGGAACUUUUGGCUCUCAGAGAAAAUCAAGUCCAUAUUGCAGUCAGAUAAUGCAGAUGAGCUAAGGGAAUGGAUGGACAGCGGGUUGGGCGAAAAUUACUCGUUCGAUGCAGCUGUCAUGUUGGCAAAUCUUGCGAGGGCUUGUGUAGACGAAGACCCUUGUUUGAGACCAAGUGCAGGAGAAAUUGUUGAGAAACUGUCAAGGUUGGUGGAAGAGUCGCUAAGCCAAGAAGGAGAGAAUAUUUUAAUCAGUGAGAGCUCUUGUAAACCUCUAGUGAAGGCAGCAGCAAAAACCAAUAGCAAUAUGUGA
Messenger RNA from Prunus armeniaca (apricot), 2091 nucleotides. NCBI's taxonomy places the organism in Eukaryota, Viridiplantae, Streptophyta, Magnoliopsida, Rosales, Rosaceae. The record is from the annotation of a GenBank genome assembly.